This is a messenger RNA of Pseudophryne corroboree (corroboree frog), 1574 nucleotides long. Its product is annotated as complement component C9-like. Bases 1 to 1437 code for a protein of 478 amino acids. Gene Ontology annotation, molecular function: protein binding. Gene Ontology annotation, biological process: complement activation. Gene Ontology annotation, cellular component: membrane attack complex. NCBI's taxonomy places the organism in Eukaryota, Metazoa, Chordata, Amphibia, Anura, Myobatrachidae. The record is from RefSeq and is a predicted model, not a curated record. The transcript is spliced from 9 exons.
AUGGCAGGUAGAUGCAUAAAGCAAAGGUUGCUGUGUAACGGGGACAACGAUUGUGGAGACAAUUCAGAUGAAACUUGUGAUGAUGGGAAAGAUCCAAAACCGGCGUGCAAAACAGAUAUUGAAUUGUCUGAAAUAGCAAGAACGGCCGGAAGCGGUUAUAACGUUCUCGGAAUGGAAACAAAGGCAAACACCUUUGACCCUGAAUUUUUUAAUGGUAACUGUGAUAAAGUCCGCGAUGGUAAUACCAGAACCUAUUACCGGAGGCCAUGGAAUGUUGCAGCUCUUGUUUAUCAGACCAAAGCUGAUAAAUCUUUUACAACAGAAACCUAUGAUGAUGCUACAUCAGUGAUUACUAAGCUCAUAGAGGAAAAGACGCAGACGGUGGAUGGAUCAUUAUCUGCGAAAUUGACACCUACAAACCUCAAUGGCACCACCAUAGGAGGAAAACUAGGAGGAAACUGGACCAGAAAAGACAGUAUACAAAAAGUCAAAGAAUAUACUACAAGAUCGAACAAACAAUUUUUGAGAGUAUCAGGAACUGUGCAAUUGGGCACAUUCCAAAUGAGAACUAGAAAUAUUGCGUUAACAUCUACGUUCAUCGAUGACAUCAACAACCUCCCGUCCUUCUAUGAUAAGGGAGAAUAUUUCGCAUUUCUAGAAGUGUAUGGGACUCACUAUGCUUUAUCCGGCAGCGUCGGUGGAAGAUAUGAACUUGUAUAUGUGCUGGAUACCAUAAUUAUGAAAAACAAGGACAUUGAUACAAGUACCGUAACAAAGUGUCUUGGAUUUAAUGCUGGCAUAAACGUGAAAUCUACGGGGUUUAAUGUUGACGCUGGUGUAAAACCUUCAAAUUGCGAUGUAAUUGGUUCAAAUAAAGAAGAUGGAAAAAACACUUCUGGGGUAAUCGAGAAGACCAUCUCAUUUGUGGAAGGAGGACAAAUAGAUUUUACUACAAUUCUAGAAGAACAACUCUCUAAGAGAGAGAAAGAAAUUGAUGCUGAAUUCUUUUCUAAGUGGGCUUCGUCCUUAAUAGAUGCACCAGUGACUAUAAAACAAAAGCUCCAACCAAUUUAUAGUCUCGUUCCUGUUGACUUACACAACGCCUAUAACAAAACAAAGUUCUUGGAGAGAGCCAUUGAAGACUUUAUUGAGGAAUACAGUGUGUGCAAAUGCCAGCCGUGCCAGAAUGGCGGCACUGUGGUGCAUAUUGAUGGGGAAUGUGUGUGUACAUGCCCUCUGCAAUUUACUGGCCUAGCCUGCCAGACACUAAAGAAAGAGGCGUUAAAGAAGCCUGACGUGUCUGAAGAGGGUCACUGGAGCUGCUGGUCGCCCUUGUCUCCCUGCGAAAAUGGAUUAGCGACAAAAACCCGAACGUGCAACAGCGUGGAUGGCAGCAGCGUGUGCCACGGAGAAAGCAGUAAAACAGUUGAAUGUUAGACCUGCGGUAUUCAACACCAAGAAUAAAGAUUUUACCUAUCUUCACUACUUAUUUUAAAUUGUAAAGCGCAACGGAAUUUGCUGCGCUAUAUAAGAAACUGUUAAUAAAUAAAUAAAUAAAUAUGUAGUGAUCACAA